Messenger RNA from Ctenocephalides felis (cat flea), 1076 nucleotides. RefSeq names its product corticotropin-releasing factor-binding protein-like. The record is from RefSeq and is a predicted model, not a curated record. NCBI's taxonomy places the organism in Eukaryota, Metazoa, Arthropoda, Insecta, Siphonaptera, Pulicidae. Gene Ontology annotation, biological process: hormone-mediated signaling pathway; negative regulation of corticotropin secretion; negative regulation of corticotropin-releasing hormone receptor activity. Gene Ontology annotation, molecular function: corticotropin-releasing hormone binding.
UUUUGAGCCAAAUGGUCACAUCUGCCAGCAUACAGGAUUGGGUUCAUGAUGAAUUGAGUCAACAACCUUCAUUGAACCUGGUUUUACCACAAAGACCAGAACAUAUAUUAACAGAUUGUAUGCACGUCACAUCAGAAGACGGUGACUUCUUUUUCAAAAGCAAUGGUGUCGAAGAUUCUUCAGCAGAAGUUCCAGUUUGUGGUCUCUAUUUGAUCACAGAAGCCAACAUGAGGGUCGAAUUGACUAUAAGACAUUUUGAUGUACCUUGCGAAGAUGGUGGACUAAUUGCAUGGAUCGACGGCUGGGAGCUAAACGGCGAGAUCUUCCCUUCGCCUUCGGACCAUCCUUCGGCGAUGCGGGACCGCGUCGCCGAAAUGUGCGGCGCUUCCGGCCCUUCGUCGUCGUCCUCUUCGGCGGCGGCGGCUGCCGCGAGUUCACCGCUCCAGAGUUCCCUGACCGGAGCGCCGCUGACGGGGCGCCACUGGGUGGGAAGGACGCUGAGGAGCAGCCAGAAUGCGGCACUGCUCCAGUACAGGGUCGGAGGCAGGGGCCGGGGGUUCGGGGUCAGCGUCAGAUACGUUCAGAACCAUUCUCCUUGUAAUAUUCUGGUGGAGGGACUGGCUCCGUCGUAUACUUUGAGAAAUCACGGAAAACGUGGAAAUUGUACCCUGAGUGCCAUGUACCCAUCUGUUGUCAGAGUCUUAUCAAUGCAAGUCGGAGAUGACAGAGGAUUAGAGACUGGCACUUUGCACAAGUGUCAAAAACGUGGAAUUGACGACUUUGUAGAAAUUGGAGGCACUGAAGGUUUAGACAGUGUUUCAUUACAAAGUAUGCCCUCGAUAUGUGGACAAGAUUCCAGACCCGGGAGAGAGCAAGCGAUUUUCUGCGGCGUGAGCACGGUGCGACUGCAAUCUAGCGGCCGUUACAACAACCAAAUUACUUUGACAUUACGGCCGGCAGAGGAGCAAGACUACAGCGCCAUGUCGGCGGUCGUGUGCGGUGUCUGAAUCAACAAUUACAAUGCAAAUAAAUAAAAAUUUAAAAAAUGUAUUAAUAAAGACUAAUGGAGCUUUGCA